GAUACUGUGGCAACUCCAGCCAUGGCCACACUCAAGACCGAAGCCCUGUCAAAGGCGGGAACAGCUUCAGCUGAGCAAGAUGCAAGUCCCGAGCCGACAGCUGAAGGGCCUUCAGGGCUCAAGGGUCCCGAGCUCUCAAAGGAGCAGGUCCUAGGUGCUGCCUUGGGCACCUUGAGCGGCACAGCUUCAGCGACACUGGGUUCUCUCGUGGUUAGCCAG
Durusdinium trenchii is the source of this 219-nucleotide messenger RNA. Lineage: Eukaryota; Dinophyceae; Suessiales; Symbiodiniaceae. The record is from the annotation of a GenBank genome assembly.